UUUGUAUUUUUGAUAACAGGAUGAGAGGCCCAUUGCUGAACCUAUACUGGUUUGUAGGUCAUGUCAUGGGACAGCUGAAUGCAACAGAGAAGGCAAGCCAGAGGAUCUAAUCUCUUGCGCCGAGUGUGGCAACAGUGCUCACCCGUCAUGUCUUAAGUAUUCAUCAGCUCUGACAGAGCGUAUUAGACUCAGUCGAUGGCAGUGUGCCGAAUGUAAAACAUGUGCAAUCUGUAGUCAAGGCACCAAGGAAUUACUUGUGUGCGAUGCCUGCAAUCAAGGGUACCACGCCAGUUGUCUGAAGCCGCCCUUGAAACGCAUCCCCAAAGGUUGUUGGCGCUGUAAGCCAUGCAGGACGGGCAAGGUGCCCGGGAUGGGGCGCAGAGGUCCUGGCAGGCCAGGCAACAACAGGUUGUUCCGGGGCAAGCAGUACCAGGCCAAACUCAACAAGGCCAACAAACUCAAGAUGAGGGCUAUGAAGAAUGGCUCAACGUCAUCGUUUGCCACCAAGAAGCUGGCUGCUUCAAGGAAAGGACAACGAGGUCCAAGGAAGCAACAAGGGAAACAGGAGAUUCAGGGUUCAUCAGAUGGCACCGGUACGGCCACCAUCACUACCACCAACACCAACAACACAACCACAACAUCAUCAACAACAAAUCACCACCCCCACACACACCACACGCGGGAGGGCGACCUGCCCUCCCUAUCCUCAAGAGAUAGGACUCCAAGUGAGACGGACCUGCUCUCGCUAGAGAGAGGGAUCGUCUCACCAGCCUUGACAGGCAUACCCCCUGCAGACAUUUAUGAUAGGCUCAAGCCAAAGGGGCUUAUCGAUGGCCUCAGUAGGUUUUUCACCCCGACCAACCGUCGGAAAUCGCGCAGCUCGUCACAGUCGUCGGCAUUCUAUGCCAUCCGGCCAUUCCGACCGAAGGUGAAGCACAAGAGCGAAAGCGACAGGGACGCCGUGUUUUCAGCAGCUGUGAAAUCGCGAAGUGAUUUGUUGAACAAGGAUAAGGAGAAGAAAGAUAAUGAGGGAGAUAAGGUUGGGGACACCCCCGUUGUCGAGGUGAAGGUUGAGAAGGACGACAAAGUUGUAAGGACCGCAAAAGAUGAUGUUAAACAUGCCAAAGAUGCCAAAGAGUCACCUCCGUCGUUGUCGCCGUCUUUGAAAAAGUUGGCUACUCAAGCGUCUGAGGACACCAGGUCACAUUCAAACUCCUCCUCACCGCACUCGCAGAUGAUGAGAACGGGUAACAUGCAGUUGAAAGGUUUGUUUGACGGGCUAUCGCACUUGUACGUUGCGCCUGCAUCACCCCGGAAACGCGGCUUACCACCGGUGUAUGCCGCGCCCAAGAGGGUCCGUAAGAUGCAUUUGGAUAUGUUUGGCAAUGAUGAUGAUAUGUUCAAAGUUCCGGCUGCGGAGGAGAGUCCUGCUUUGUCCAAGGCCUCUGAAUCGCCCUCUGUAUCGCCCUCUGUCUCCCCGUCCCCACCUCUUUCAACGGACACCACCCCUGUGAAGGGACAACUCACACCAAAGAAUAGGAAGUUGAAAAAAAUGAAAGGAGGCUUGACAGCCAGUGCUUCGAAGAUUGUGAAAAAGGCUCGGGCGAUGGGAUCGAAGAAAGAAAAGAAAGGAGUGGCACUUUCGAAAAGGUGGGCGGUCAUGAAGAACAAGAAGCCCGGAAAGCUCAAGAAAAAGUUGUUGCAAGAUCCAGUCAGUACGGAAGUUAACACUGAAGCUAGUCCAGAAGUUCCCGCAAUGCCCAAGCUGGGAAAGGGUGUCAAAACAAAGAAGGCUGUCAAAUCCGGUGAUUCACCGGUCGCGACGCAGAGGCCCAAGCUGCCCAGCGGUGUGACGGAGAAAGACAUGGAGCUGUUUCGCAUCGUCCAGGAACAGGCCAUGUUGGUAAUUAUGCCGCCAAAAUCACCUCAAGAGGGCGAUUCGAGGCAAGCUGAACAAGCUGCUGUCGCCGAGGCGACGGCAACCGCCAGCACCAGUGCGGGACCAUCCACCAGCGCGGGACCAGGGACAGCGAAGGCUCCGGGACCUGGAGGACCCAGUGCCCCGCCUCCCGUGAAGUCGCCUUGCAUCAUCGAGUUUGGAAGGUACGAGAUCCAGACGUGGUACACCUCACCCUAUCCUCAGGAGUACGCCCGGCUUCCCAAGCUGUACCUCUGCGAGUUUUGUCUCAAGUACAUGAAGAGCAAAAGCAUCCUUGUCAGGCAUUUGACCAAAUGCGGUUGGUACCACCCACCAGCAAACGAGAUCUAUCGCAAGGGUGACCUCUCUGUCUUUGAGGUGGACGGGAACAUCAGUAAGAUCUACUGUCAGAAUCUCUGUCUCCUUGCCAAGCUGUUCCUGGACCACAAAACCUUGUACUACGAUGUGGAGCCGUUCCUCUUCUAUGUCCUCACCCUCAAUGACAAGAAAGGCUGCCAUCUUGUUGGCUACUUUUCCAAGGAAAAGCACUGUCAACAAAGAUACAAUGUGUCCUGUAUCAUGACGUUACCUAUGUACCAAAGGAAAGGCUACGGAAGGUUUCUGAUCGACUUCAGUUACCUGUUGUCUAGGAGAGAAGGGCAGACGGGAACCCCUGAGAAGCCCCUCUCAGACCUUGGCAAGGUCAGCUACUCGGCUUACUGGAGGAGCGUCAUCCUGGAGUAUCUUCAUCGGAACAGGGACUCCAAGAAACUCACCAUCAAAGCAAUCAGCAGGUCUACGGGGAUGUGUCCACAUGAUAUAGCGGCUACCCUUACCAGCUUACGGAUGAUGAAAAGACAAGGAGACAAGGUCGUACUGAGGAUACGAAAGAAGCUGAUAUCCCGCCACCUGACCAAGCUUCAGCAGAGCAAACACAAGAGGUUAGAACUGGACAACGACUCCCUCCGUUGGUCACCCAUAGCGGUCACUGGUCUAGCGGUCUUAGAGGAAGAAAGAGAGGCAAAGAGAGAGGUCCAAAAGAUGGGUGCACUGGUGAGCGACCUGGAGCGGGAGAGACGGCAAGGGUCCCUAUCUCCGCGCAUCUCAUCCCCGAACAAACUCACCGUCACCAGAGAUGUCUUUGCCCGGGAUGCUGCCGAUGCUAGCCCCGUCAAAACCAAGAUGAAGAAGAAAAAGACUACUUGCUUACUUUAUCCAAAUCCUAUCAACUCGGAGGAAUGCGAUUGUCCUCCUCGACUUACUAACCAGUUCAAGGUUCAUUCACGAGACAAGGCGGCUUCGUUUGAUUGUCUACCUCCGGCCCUAACGAAGGAGGUCCACACAAGACAGAAGAAGGUUCGGAAGCGGAGACGGAAGAUCCCGGUCCUCCAGUCGGUGGCCGAUGAACCACUGGUGAAGAAGAAGAAACCGCCUGCUGCCUCGGAUUCUGAUUCCGACGGUGGACAACCCAAGCUCUUCAUCGCAGAGGAACCCAGUCACGUGAAGACCACGCCAGUCAGGACAGGACCCAAGAAGAAACUCAAGUCACCUUUGAAGAACAAGAAGAAUUCAAAGGUCAAACGAGGUCCAGGACAUGGUAACAAGAAGCUGACCAAAUCCAAGCUGAAGUUAACGGGCAAGGGUCUAAAGUCCAAAGGUGCAGCUAAGAGCAAACUGUCAUCAGUCAGUGGCAAAGGAGCCAAGAAAGGAUCAGGAAAGGGCGGAAAGGGCAAGCUUGCACUGAAAUCAAAGCUUGGUCCUGUUAUAAAUGGUGACUUCAGCAGCUCGGACAGUGACUUUGAGCCACCCAAGCCCCCACCCAGGAUUGGCCGGCCACCUAAAGUAAAAGCUCCCAUCCAACCACCGGUCACCUCAUCCACCAAGGCUUCAGCCAAGAGUACCGGGUCUACUCCUGGCACAUCUACUACCAGAGGGCGUCCAAAAAACGGAGAGCCCGCUACCCCCAUAGAGCAAAGGCGAGGGUGGCCUAGGGGGCUUCAGCGGGCGAAACAACAAGAAGACGGGCCACCAAUAGUGAAGAAGCGCAGGAGGAGGAGAAAACGUGUUCCGCUUUGGGAGAGGAAAAAGAAGACAAAGCCAAAACCGAAGCCAAAGCCUCUGAGCCCACCGCCACUAUCACUCCAAGCAGCUGUGCCAAAAAGUGCAACACCUUCAAGCACCCCGAGUGCCAAACCAUUACCCCUUGGGCCUGUGCUCGAUUCAGACGACACCACUUCAUCGUCGGAUGAAGAAGACUUUGCCAGGCUUCUUAGACUCACCAAGCCGGUGGUCAGACCAAAGAAAAAAGUGCCACCUAAACUGGUCAAGACUAAACCAUUGACAGUAGCAAUAGAUUUUAGCACCAGUACCACAGACAGUGACAGUGAUACCGAUCUUGAAAUCAGGACCAAAGACCUUGAGAGAAUAGCCUCUAAGAAAUUUUCUGUCGCAAAUGCAAAGAAUGCAAAACCAGCUGUGGCAAGUGUUAGUCCAAAGACAGCCAAAGAUGUUGCUCCUGCUACUGAAGCAAAUCCACAGAGAACUCAAAGUAGUGAGGCUUGUAUAAAUGGCCUUAACUGCUCAAGCAGUAGUAGCUCUGACAGCAGUAGUGACAGUGAUGACAACGUGAUAUCUAAAGCCACUGCUGAGGAGUCUACAAAGACUGGUGACACACAAUGGAAUAAUGGUACUACAGUUAGCAAAAUUGAUGAGAAAUCUGUUAAGCCUAAAGACAUUGAUGAAGAUUCAGAUGCCGACAUGGAAGUGGACGAGGAAGAAAUUGAGAAAGGAAGGGAGGCAGACACAGAAUUGAGCAGUGAUGAUGAGCGAUGCGUAAAUAGUGAUGACGAGGAUAGUGAGGAUAAUGCUGAAAACACCAUACAACAGGACGUUCCUACAGACCUUAGCAUGAAAUCUGUUGAUCAAACCAAUACUCAGACUCUUUCUAAGGAGAUAGAACAUGUAAGACCCUCAGGGGAUGCCCUUAGUGAACUUGCAAGCGAUGACAGUGAUGAAAAAACUGAAAAUGAUGAAAUUCUUGAUAAUCACAGUACUGAUAUUAGAUUGGAACCAGAGGUGGAAAGCACCAUCAGGCCCAUUUCUAAAAUACCAGAAGAAAGCAGCUGUACCAGAUCUAGACUCUCAUUCACAUCGUCAUCAUCAUCCUCAUCUUCGUCAUCGUCUGAAGAUGAGAAGGAGGAAGGAAAUGAGAGAGUUGAGGAGCUGAGAGAGCGUUUAUCUGCAGAGGAUCACGAUCACCAGGAGAGUGAGCCUGAAGGUGAUGCUCCUCCUACCCUUGCAGAGGUUGAAUCUCCUGUAAUUAUUCCUCAAGUACAUUCAAGUCCAUUCUUACAGCCCUAUGAUGAAAAAAUACAGGACAGUCCAUCUAGACAUGAGGACAGUUUAUUGACAGAAGACAAGGGUGAGAACUUGAUGUCCACUGACAGGAAAGAAACUCUUGAGGAUGAUGAUGAAGAAGAGCAGUUACAUGAUAUUCUGUCGCCACACACUCCAGAUCAAAGCAGGGAGAACGUAGAGGAACUGAAAGAACAUAGUUUCAGUAGCCACAGUGAUCAUAGCACUGAAGGUUCUGAAGAGAACAGGCCAGAAGAAGAUCAGUUUGACAGUACAGGACAUCCUGUGGAGGAUGGUAGAGAGAUGGAAGAGUUUCAAGAGCCAAAAAUUCUUGAGCCAACUGAGGCAGAGGAUAUGGAGACUGCUGAGGCCAUUGAAUCCAUCAUGGAAAUCGAUCCUCAAGAAAGGAGGUCUCCGGAGUGCAUGGCUGAUAGUGAUGAUCAUGAGCAAACAUACCAGCCCAAUUCCGAAUCGGAUUUCCCGAAUUUCAGUGGCAGUGAUACCCAGGAAAUCAGGUCCAGGAAUAGCUGCAGUGACAUGGAUAUGCUUGGGAUGAAUGACCAUCCAAUGGUGCCACCAGCAUCAGCAGAGGCGCCUGCUAUUGAUGUGGCUUCUGUGAUGGACACCCCUCAAUCACUUGACACAUCACCAAUGUGCAUGAACACUGGUUUGUCCUCUGUAGAAGGAUCCAACAAUGUGGAGAACCAGGAAGUUGUAGAGCGACCCAUGAUGGAUAUCCCCAGCACCAUGCCUACACCACAGUCAAUGGAACCUGUGCCUGUAUUAGAUACCAUUCCACCUUUAGACACCACUCAAAGCAUGGAAAGUACUCAACAGAUGAUGGACACUGUACCUGGGAUCAUGGACUCUGCGCCUCAGAUGAUGCCAGUGCAACCGCCCACUGUAGAGCAACAACCACAAUCUGUUAUCAAUUCUACCCCUCCCCAAAUAGACUCUCAUGUAGUACACCAACCGUGUAUGGAUACAAAUGUUCACCUUGAAACACAGCAGCACCUAGAUGCACCACAAGCACCUCCGGCCGACCAGCAGCAAUCGCAGAUGUUGGGCCCUCAGGGACAGAUGCCGCAGCAAAUGCACCAUUCCGGAAUUUCUUCUUGUCAAAAUAAUUUACAGACUUCUAUGGGUGGCAACACCCAUGAGAAUAUGCAGUCAAUGGGCAUGCCAGAAUAUGGACGUUCUGGUGAGAUGACUCAACAUGGCAUGCAGAUGGGUUACCAGUCUUGCAGCAACCCUGUGAGGAGGUACGGGAACUGUAUGGAAAUAGCUGAUCAUCAUGGUCUAGACCAGGCAGAGAUGAUGCCCAACCCUGGUAUGACAGGGGUAAGAGGAAUGGGGAAUCUAGGGAGCCCUCAGAUGCACCAUAAUCUCAAUAGUCCACAUGGAGACAUUUGCAGUACUAACAUUGGUCCUCAGCAAGCACCACCUCCACAGCAGCAACAACAGCAACAGCCACAACAAGGUUACAGCCCCAAGCAAUCUAGUCCACCAGGAAGACCUGGUAUGGGUCAGCCAGUGCCAAGCAUCAGUCCACAAAUGAAUUCCCUCAAUAGUCCUCAGCUUGGAAAAAUGAAUAGUCCACACCAGAUCAAUAAUCUGCAGAGUCCGCAGGUCUGCAGCCCAGCGAUGGGUGCACCUAUGUGCAGUCCAGCGAUGACCAACAAUAAUCCACUCUGCAGUCCCAGUUUAAACAACACGCAGGUAUGCAGCCCAGUUAUGAAUGUUUCUGCAUGUAGCCCUGCACUGAACAAUAAUAAUCAGGUGUGCAGCCCAGUUUACACCCAGUCAUGCAGUCCCGCUCGUAGCACCGGUCCAGCCUGUAGCCCUGCCAUGACUUAUCCACCGGUCAAGAGUCCAGUGAUUACCUCCGCAACUUCAUGCAGUCCGCAGAUGCAUAACGCACCUGUGUGCAGCCCUCAAAUGCGCAGUCCACAGGUGUGUUCUCCAAUGGGACAGCCUGGAGCAGGAUGUGUUAUGAAGCCCCCACUUGGAUCACCCACUGGACACAAUGGUAACAAUUCAAAUAAUAAUGUUAUGUUUGGACCAGGAGGCCAGCAGUCACAGAACAAGAGAGGUUCUACAAGCAGCCUUGCUGCACUCCAGCAGCUGACAAAUGAAAUUUUGCCAAACAAGCCACUAACAGUCCCACGAUCACCCAAGCCUACAGCUAAUCUUACACCUCCACAGAAUCCAACACCACCACCAGUGCCAACACCCCCAGUUCAGAAUGCUCAAGUGCAUAUGCCAAGGAAUGUCACUCCGCCAGUUUCUCAAUCACACAGACAGACUCCUCAACGUAGAGUUUCUAUGGCUGCUGUGGAUCAUGUACAGCAGCACCAGCAGCAGUCACAACAACAACAACAACACUCUGGUAUGAAGCCUGGAGGUGUCCCACAGCCUGGAGUUGAUCGCAGACUAUCGCAGCAGGGAGCAGAUCACAUUACCCGUCAUGGACCUGAAAUUAUGAAUCAACAUAGAGCCGAUAUGCAGAAACAGCAUGGCAUGGACACCAUGCAUGGUUCAACUGGUAUGCAGCAUCAAGUGGUUCAACAACAACAGCAGCAGCAACAUCAGCAGCAGCAGCAACAACAGCAGCAUCAGCAGCAGCAACAACAGCAACAUCAACAUCAUCAACAGCAACAACAUCAUCAGCAACAGCAGCAGCAUCAACAACAGCAGCAACAACAACAGCAGCAGCAACAACAGCAGCACAGACAAGAAAUAAUGCAACAGCAGAGGCAAAGUGUACACUCUCAGCAGAGGCAAGAUGUAGCAACUCCUCACAGACAUAGGCAUGACUCCAUGACUUCUCACUUGCAGGACACCAACAUGCCAAGUCAUAUGCAGCAGGAACAGCCUAUGUUACAGCAUCAUCAGGACAACAUGGCCAGUAACAUGAGGCCAGAGAUGAUGAACCCUCACAUGCAUAACCCCAUGAUGACGACUCGCAGACCUGAGAGUGUAGGACCUCACAUAGCUGACAGUCGGAGAGACACUUCCACACCACACGGAACAGAUGCUAUGGCCCAGCACAUGCAAGUUCAGGAAAUGAGAAGAGAUACAGCCACACCCCAUCGGCAAGAUACCAUGGCUCAUAACAUGCAGGAAGCAAUGACACCACAUCUGCAAGACCCGAUGGCUGGCCAGAGAUUAGACACCGCCACUCCUCAUCGGGAAGAUGCCAUGACGCCUCACAUUAUAGACAACAUGGCGUCACAAAGACAUGAUGCAAUGACAAGGCAGGCUUCAAUGACACCACAUCUUCAAGAGACUGUAACGCAACCAAGGCAAGACACAAGAACUCCUCAUCGUCAGGGUACCUUUGGUCAGCAACGUCAAGACACCAUGACCCCUCGUAGGCAAGAAUCUACAUCUGUGUCAAGACAUGAAGCAAUAGUUCAGCACGGCCAGAGUGGAUCAUCAUCCUUGAGGCAUGAAAGACGUGCAAUGCAACAGCAACAACGUGCGGCUGCAGCUGCUGCAGCAGCUGCCGCAGCGGAACAGCUCCAUCAACCACAGAUGCCCCAACAGCAGACACAUCCUAAUCAGAUGAAUCCAGCUAUUUCUCUCCACCAUCAGCAGCAGCAACAGCAGCAGCAACAACAGCAGCAACAGCAUUACGGUCAACACCUUCCUCAUCAUCUCCAGCAACAGAUUGGCAGUGCCCAGCCACCCUCUGCAGCUGUGGCUGCUGCUGCAGCGAUGCAUAGCAUGCAUCCUAGCAAUUACAAAGCUUACAGCCAUUUCCAAGGCCACCCGACUCACAACCCGGCCAGCCCACAUCCAAAUAUGAUGCCAGCCGUCCAGCAGCACUGCAAUUCUACGCGUCCUUACAAUUACUUUGGCCAGUACCCAUCGUCUCCCCGACACCCUUCUGGACCGAUGAAUGGCUACAUGCAGGCACGGAUGAUGUCCAACAGCUACCAUCCGAGUGGCACCCCGGGAUUUAUGGAACAACCAAGCAUGCAUAUGCAAAUGGAGAUGGCUCACAUGGCUCGCCAGCAGCACAACCAGUCCGGAAUGUAUCCCAACUACCCUCGCUUCAUGAAACCGUCCAUGGGAAGCCAAUCCGUCAUGAGAAGAUGAUACUAACCAAUGUUUCAUUCUAACUUUCUUCAGAAAUUAAAACCACAAUUAAGAAAUUCUCUGUGCUCAUCUCACUCAAUCCCUGUCACACAUGCUCUUCAAUUACUAGGAAAUUCCAUGUACAGU
This is a messenger RNA of Lytechinus variegatus (green sea urchin), 9502 nucleotides long. Its product is annotated as histone acetyltransferase KAT6A-like. Gene Ontology annotation, biological process: regulation of DNA-templated transcription. Gene Ontology annotation, molecular function: histone acetyltransferase activity. Gene Ontology annotation, cellular component: MOZ/MORF histone acetyltransferase complex. Lineage: Eukaryota; Metazoa; Echinodermata; Echinoidea; Temnopleuroida; Toxopneustidae. The transcript has 18 exons. The record is from RefSeq and is a predicted model, not a curated record. Bases 371 to 9376 code for a protein of 3001 amino acids.